ACCGCAAAGAGGCAACGUCCAUAGUGCGCGAGCGAGACUCGAUUUGGUGUAUAGCUAUAAAUAUACAGAAAAAAAAAAUCUCAAUAAUAUAGUGCCCAGUAGUGAUAAGCAAACGUUCCACAACGUUCCACCGCAGUCCAAUCCACAAUUUCUCUUAUCACUGACCGAACUCUCUUAACCAUGCAGCCAGUACUGGAAUCAACAAUUUACAAACUGCUAAGAAUGACAACGAUUUUUGAACUUAUCACCGGCUUCAUCUACACGGUCGGCAUUCUGACGAUUGCUGCCUUUCUAUACGAGAACCUCAGGUCCUUGGUGGGGAUCAUUAAAUCGUUGCUGGAACCGUAUUUCCAGCCCCAAUUACCAAAGACUUUGGUCGAAAAGUAUGGCAAAUGGGCAGUCAUUACGGGUGCCACAGAUGGUAUUGGCAAGGAAUAUGCCAGAGAGUUGGCCCGUCAGGGCCUUAAUCUGGUGCUUGUCUCUCGCACCAAGGAGAAGCUGAUUGCAGUCACCAAUGAGAUUGAGAGCCAAUACAAAAUAAAGACCAAAUGGAUAGUAGCGGACUUUGUCAAGGGUCGCGAGGUGUACGAGCACAUCGAGAAGGAGCUGGCCGGCAUCGAAGUGGGAAUAUUGGUUAACAACGUGGGAAUGAUGUACGAGUACCCUGAAAACUUUGAAGAGGUCAGCGAGGAUCUGCUGUGGAACCUGAUGACCGUCAAUAUCGGGUCUGUGCUGAUGCUCACUCGCAAGCUGCUGCCUAGAAUGAAGGCCGCCCGCCGCGGGGCCAUCGUCAACAUUGGCUCCUCCUCGGAGUUGACACCGCUGCCCUACCUAACGGCUUAUGGUGCCAGCAAGGCAUUCAUGACCUAUUUUACCAGAGCCCUAGAGCGGGAGGUGGCCCCCCACAAUCUCGACGUACAACUGGUGCUGCCCGGCUUUGUGGUCACUAAGAUGAACGCCUACUCCGAACGCGUGAUGGAGGGCGGCUGGAUCUUCCCCAAUGCCCAUAGCUACUCCCGAUCCGCCGUCUUUACCCUGGGCAAGACAAGCGAGACCAACGGGUUCUGGGUUCACAGCGUACAGUACUUCUUCAUGAAGUUGGCUCCGAUCCGCAUCCGAAUGGUCUUUGCCCAUCUGCUAUCCAGUCGCUUGAGGUUCGAUGGUCUUGAGCAGAAGGCAAGGAAAGAAAAAUUGGCCACUUAGCUGGGCUUUGGGCCGUCCUCACUUCAACUGUGUUACAAGUCAUGUAUAUAUGUAUCUUUGGUUCGUAGUCUAAAUGUUUAUAAAAGUAACAAAAAUAAUUUUGUACCAAGCUAAGAAUAAUAAAAUUAAAUUAAAACAAAACAAAACAAAACGGGUCUUCAACUACUUGAUUCACAAUUCCACACUUGCACAUAACAAAGGCCUUAGAUAAGAUAAAGAUUAGAAAGAUACAGAUGGGCAUGGAUACUCUUCAUUACCCUCCUUCAUUAUUAUCCUCAAGAAUGCACAUAUUCGUAUAUAAGAAAUAAAUACGAGUAUGACAUUGUUUCUCUUUGUUGCAAGCUCGUGUUCAAAAUCAGCAUACCCUCCCUCUGUGCUGGUAUUUUUAUAAGAAGAGACGUGAAAAAACCGGCUGGCCAAAUCAAUAGCCAAAAUGCAUGCGGUAAAAACUCUACUCUUGUGCAUUGCAUAACCACACCACUGCAAUUUUGUUUUGCUAAAAAGCAGAAUGGGGGAUCAUGGGAUCAGUGAGAAUUCGGUUUGCAGGGAGAGGUGUACGGUUAUCACCCGUAAAACCGGUUGGCCAGCGAAACUACUGACCGACAAAGCGGUAAAAAGCUAAAAAAGCCAUCAGACGGAAGCGAAGCCUCCAAAAGCCUUCCCCAGAGAUGACGCUGCCUGCUUCGCUUCAUUGCAGCCACUUUGUGCUACUCUUUGUGUUUGUUUUCUGUGAAUUUUGUAUUUUAUUGUAACCUCUUUAGCAGCAAGUGAGGCCUCAAUUUAGCAUGUUGCAUGCAAAUGAGUUUCGGGUGGUUCAGGGAGGAUUCUCUCUCGAGAAACUGCCCACAAUAUGACACAAGGUGAUAUUACAAUAGAAGUUGUCGAUGACCUUUUUAUUUCUGAUUGAGGAGGUCAUUGAUAGAAACCACUAACAAAAAUUGGUACAUGCUUAUUGAAUUACUAAGAGAAUGCAGACAGAUGUUACUCCUUAUUAUAUUGAUGCUAAUAGCUUUAUGAAUAUAUGGACAAAAGGGAUCAAAAAUUAAACCUAUGUUUUUUUAAUGUAGUUUUUCCAUUACUUGAUUUCUGAUCAGUUUCCGAUCAGGAUCAGGAAUAUAUACUUUUUUGCAUCCAUAUGACACAGAUGUAAUACAUACAUUCUACAUGAUAUCUAAAAUAUACCUAGCAGUAUUUAUAGCUACCCCCCCCCCCAAAAAUAUGCUUUUUGUUCGGUUUGGAAUGCUACGAGUACGGAAUGAUAAAUUUAGUACGAAAGUAGACGGUGGUGUUGAAGCGAUUUUUGAAUCUGAAAAAAAAUGUAUUGAUCGAUUUACAUACAAUCAAGAAAUCCACUGCCGUGAGAGAUAGUUAGAUUAUGGCAGUGAGGCAAUGGCAUCCCAGCUGGAACACAACCAAAACUUCAGGGUACCUUCUUAUUUGCAAACAAAUUUUGAAAAAUCAAAGAUCAAUAACCAAAAGAUAUUCAUCUGAUAUGAGGGGCUGGACACGAUAUUGGAAAAAUAUCUUUGCAAAUCUCGAGAAUAAUAAAACAUUUUCAAGGUUUUUUUUCUAGUUGUUUUAUUACUGCAGUAGGUUGCUGUUGUUGUUGUUGCUUUUGUUGUUUUGUUGCAUGUGCAUUUGCUUUGUUAUUCACAAUAAAUUAAAGAAAAGUCAAGUAAAAUGCAGUUAUACAUUAUGUAAGUCUUACUAAAUACGAAUGCGAAAUAAAUUUGUGGUUUAACAAUGAAAUUAUAGCAAAAUCUUGAAUGUUCUUAUUGAUGGCUGUGGCUGUUGUUCUUGCUGCUGUGCAUCAUGGUCUAUAAAUUGCAAAUUAAGUCAAUUCCAUUGCGAAACGAAAACGAAAAA
Drosophila miranda is the source of this 3069-nucleotide messenger RNA. RefSeq names its product hydroxysteroid dehydrogenase-like protein 1. The transcript has 5 exons. Gene Ontology annotation, molecular function: oxidoreductase activity. Bases 181 to 1203 code for a protein of 340 amino acids. Gene Ontology annotation, cellular component: endoplasmic reticulum. The record is from RefSeq and is a predicted model, not a curated record. Lineage: Eukaryota; Metazoa; Arthropoda; Insecta; Diptera; Drosophilidae.